AUGAGGAACUACGCGGGCCGCGGUUUGACGGUCUAUGGGCUGGAUAGCGAACCUACUCCACCACCGUCUCCUUCAACCGCUCAGCCGCUAAACCGCAAGACUCUACUCCCAGUGGGUCCCAGCAGGCGGGUCGUCAAUUCCCUGCGGCGGUUGCCGCUCAUGAAGUCCCAGCAGCGGGUGUUUCGGUGGUCGGAGGACAGGCAGAAGAUCAGAACCGUGAGAGCAAACGUCAGCAGGAUGAGCCAUUCGGUACACGGGGCAGAGAUCCAGCGGGUAGUCAGGACAGGCAGAGGUCAGAUCGGGCAAACAGAAGCGGACAGGAGUAAGCAGGCUCGGAGGUCGAAAGGCAAAACAGAAUCAGUUUCCGGUGUGACAGUAACUCCACAAAGUGCAGACUUGGUUGAGUUCAGUGGUUCUGUCAGUCUGUCUUGCUCCUCCUCUGGAUCGUCUCUCUCCUUCCUCUGGAUGAACAGCAGCUCUGAGGUUACAGCCAGCGACAGAGUUCAGAUCAAAACCACUGAGGGAGGAUCAACUCUGAUGAUAAUCAAUGUGACGCGCUAUGACCACGGUCUAUAUUACUGCCAUGUGCAAAAUCCUGUCUCUGCUGCUAGAAGUGAUCCAGUGAACAUCUUCAUCAGUUAUGGUCCAGAAAAUACAACGCUAAACGUUUCUCCAUCAAAGGAACAUUUUGUAGAAGGGUCAGACAUUACUCUGGGAUGUUCAGCUGAGUCGAGACCUUCUGCUGAAUUUACAUGGUUUCUAAAUGGAGACCCGCUGCCUGAUACUGGACCAGAACUAAACCUGAAGAACAUUCAGGUCAGCCAGAGUGGAAACUACAGCUGCCGGGCCUUUAACAACAAAACUGGGAGAUAUCAAACAUCCCAGCCUUCAAUUAUCUCUGUACUUGAACCAGUUUCCAGUGUGACAGUAACUCCACAAAGUGCAGACUUGGUUGAGUUCAGCAGUUCCAUCAGUCUCUUCUGCUCGGCCUCUGGAUCAUCGCUCUCCUUCCUAUGGAUGAAAAGCAGCUAUGAAGCUAAAGCCAGCAACAGAAUUCAGAUCAGUGAUGGAGGAUCAACUCUGACUAUAUUCAAAGUGACCCGCUAUGACCACGGUCUAUACAGCUGCCAUGUGCAAAAUGCUGUCUCUAAUGGUAGAAGUUCUCCAGUGAACAUCUUCAUCAGCUAUGGUCCAGAAAAUACAACGCUAAAAGUUUCUCCAUCAAAGGAACAUCAUGAAGAAGGAUCAGACAUUACUCUGGGUUGUUUAGCUGAGUCGAGACCUUCUGCUGAAUUUACAUGGUCUCUAAAUGGAGACCCGCUGCCUGAUACUGGACCAGAACUAAACCUGAAGAACAUUCAGAUCAGCCAGAGGGGAAACUACAGCUGUCGGGCCUUUAACAACAAAACUCGGAAAUUUCAAACAUCCCAGGCCUCAGCUGUCUCUGUACUCGAAAAUAAUAAACUCUCAGGAGGUGUCAUUGCUGGAAUAGUAAUCGCAUGUUUAUUAGUUAUUGCUGCAGGAGCUGCUGGAGUCUACUUUGUCUAUAAAAGAAGAAGAAAUCUGAAGGAUACACCACAUUCAGCCAAAACAGAUGGACCAGAAAAUACCCGGCUAAGCGUGUCUCCAUCAAAACAACACUAUGAGGAAGGUUCAGACAUAACCCUGAGCUGCUCCUCUGAGUCCAGGCCUCCUGCUGAGUUUAUGUGGUUUGUGAAUGGAGAGCAGCUGCCUCAUUCUGGUCCAGAGCUGGAACUGAUGAAGGUUCAGAUGAGCCAGAGGGGGAGCUACACAUGCCGGGCCUUUAAUCACAUAACUGGAAGAGAUCAAACAUCUCGGCCAACAGAAAUAGUUGUCAAUGGGUAUAUGUCAUCACAAAGAGUUUCUGCACGUUAGCAUCGCUGGAAUUUUGGUGGCAUCCUUUGUAUUUUUUCAUCCAUAUGUGGUGUAAAACACAUGAGAAAAAAAUAUGUGUCUUCUUUCUUCUUUCUCUCCAAUGUAGGUCUGUCAUUACCUUGUUGAAAGCAUAGAUUUAGAAUAACUAAAUAAAUAGUAAUAAAAUCUGAUGCACUUUGACUAAAGUAUAUCUCACAGAUCAUCAACAAAGCAAAUUCAUAAUUUCUUCUUUGCAAGUUAGUUUCUGAACUCAAUGCUCCCAAUGGUAAAAAAAAAAA
Fundulus heteroclitus (mummichog) is the source of this 2174-nucleotide messenger RNA. Its product is annotated as carcinoembryonic antigen-related cell adhesion molecule 5. NCBI's taxonomy places the organism in Eukaryota, Metazoa, Chordata, Actinopteri, Cyprinodontiformes, Fundulidae. The transcript is spliced from 11 exons. Bases 1 to 1896 code for a protein of 631 amino acids. The record is from RefSeq and is a predicted model, not a curated record.